Molecule: messenger RNA, 6143 nt
Organism: Mus musculus (house mouse)
Lineage: Eukaryota; Metazoa; Chordata; Mammalia; Rodentia; Muridae
Gene: Xpo1
Product: exportin 1
Exons: 25
Coding region: 785-4000 (1071 amino acids)
Biological process (GO): ribosomal small subunit export from nucleus; ribosomal subunit export from nucleus; negative regulation of transcription by RNA polymerase II
Cellular component (GO): protein-containing complex; nucleoplasm; cytosol
Molecular function (GO): protein domain specific binding; nuclear export signal receptor activity; DNA-binding transcription factor binding
Source: RefSeq, marked validated
AAACGCUCCGCGGCGCCAUGGGCUGAAAACUCAACCGAGAUGGAAUCUCCCAGUCUGAACCGGUUUCAACCGGUUCCGAGUUUGAGGCACUAGGAGGAGGGGGAGAAGCGGCUGCAGCGGCCGCGGCAGGAGCAGCGGGAGCUUCAGCAUCAGCAAGAGCAACAGUAGCUACAGCCCCGGCGGCCGUGCCUGUUCCAGCCUUUGCUGCAGCAGUCGUGCAACCAUCCCGAGGGGGAGGGGGGAGGCACCAGUCGCUGAGGAGCACGCGAAGGGGGGAAAGUUUAGGCUAGCUCGGGUGGGGGGGCCCGGCGCCGGAGCGGCGUGAGCGAGGGAGCCCUGUGUGGUAGGGGGAGCCGGACUGCAACUGGCGGCAGAGCGGCCCCGGCCGUACGGACUCGCGCUGCUGCUCCCGCCGCCGCCUGUGGCUGGAGGGUCCUGGGCUCUGUCUCACGGACUGGCCCGCUCCCCUCCCCCUUCCUUCCCUCCCCAGCCGGGCGGGAGCAUUUAUUUCUCGGAUUAAUUCCCCUUUUUGGUGGGGCGCGUGUGUGUGCGUGCGCGCGUGUGUGUGCGUGAGUGUGUGUUGGGUGGAGUUGUCCCUAGAAUAGUAAAUACUGAGCUUUUUUUUUUUUUUUUGCCCUUCUCUGCUUUUUAAUUUCUUUUUUGUUUAAGGUGGGAAAACUGUGAAACCCACCUUGAUUUCCUCCCCUCUCCCUCCUCCCCACCUUCCCUCGCCCCAAGCCCGGACAAGGAAGGAAGAAGCAGUUGGUUGAAUUUCUGGUAAUCUAUGCCAGCAAUUAUGACAAUGUUAGCAGACCAUGCAGCUCGUCAGCUGCUUGAUUUCAGCCAAAAACUGGAUAUCAACCUUUUAGACAACGUGGUGAAUUGCUUAUACCAUGGAGAAGGAGCCCAGCAAAGAAUGGCUCAAGAAGUACUGACACAUUUAAAGGAGCAUCCUGAUGCUUGGACACGGGUCGACACAAUAUUGGAGUUUUCGCAGAACAUGAACACGAAAUACUAUGGACUACAGAUUUUGGAAAAUGUGAUCAAAACAAGGUGGAAGAUCCUUCCAAGGAACCAGUGUGAAGGAAUAAAAAAAUAUGUUGUUGGUCUCAUUAUCAAGACAUCCUCUGACCCAACUUGUGUAGAGAAAGAAAAGGUGUAUAUUGGGAAAUUGAAUAUGAUUCUUGUUCAGAUACUUAAGCAAGAGUGGCCUAAGCAUUGGCCAACUUUUAUCAGUGACAUUGUUGGAGCGAGUAGGACCAGUGAAAGUCUAUGUCAAAAUAAUAUGGUGAUUCUUAAACUCUUGAGUGAAGAAGUGUUUGAUUUCUCUAGUGGACAGAUAACCCAAGUUAAAGCAAAGCAUUUAAAAGACAGCAUGUGCAAUGAGUUUUCACAAAUAUUUCAGCUUUGUCAGUUUGUGAUGGAAAAUUCCCAAAAUGCUCCCCUUGUUCAUGCUACAUUAGAAACACUGCUGAGAUUUCUGAACUGGAUUCCACUGGGAUACAUCUUUGAGACCAAGUUAAUCAGCACAUUAAUUUACAAGUUCCUGAAUGUUCCAAUGUUCCGAAAUGUGUCUCUAAAGUGCCUCACUGAGAUUGCUGGUGUGAGUGUAAGCCAAUAUGAGGAACAAUUUGAAACUCUGUUUACACUUACAAUGAUGCAGCUAAAACAGAUGCUUCCUUUAAACACUAAUAUCCGACUUGCAUACUCGAAUGGGAAAGAUGAUGAACAGAACUUUAUUCAAAAUCUCAGCCUGUUUCUCUGUACCUUUCUAAAAGAGCACGGUCAACUUCUAGAAAAACGACUGAAUCUCAGGGAAGCACUCAUGGAGGCUCUUCAUUAUAUGUUGUUGGUGUCUGAAGUGGAAGAAACUGAAAUUUUUAAAAUCUGCCUUGAGUACUGGAAUCAUUUGGCAGCUGAGCUCUACAGAGAGAGUCCAUUUUCUACAUCUGCUUCUCCCUUGUUAUCUGGAAGUCAACACUUUGAUAUUCCUCCUAGGAGACAGCUGUACUUGACCGUGUUAUCAAAGGUCCGUUUAUUGAUGGUUAGUCGCAUGGCUAAACCAGAGGAGGUACUGGUUGUAGAAAAUGAUCAGGGAGAAGUUGUAAGAGAGUUCAUGAAGGAUACUGAUUCCAUAAAUUUAUAUAAGAAUAUGAGAGAAACAUUAGUUUAUCUUACUCAUCUGGAUUAUGUAGAUACGGAAAUAAUAAUGACUAAGAAACUUCAAAAUCAAGUGAAUGGUACAGAAUGGUCAUGGAAGAAUUUGAAUACGUUGUGUUGGGCAAUAGGCUCCAUCAGUGGCGCAAUGCAUGAAGAGGAUGAGAAGCGGUUUCUUGUUACUGUUAUAAAGGAUCUUUUAGGAUUAUGUGAGCAGAAAAGAGGCAAAGAUAAUAAAGCUAUUAUUGCAUCGAAUAUCAUGUACAUAGUAGGUCAAUACCCAAGAUUUUUGAGAGCACACUGGAAAUUUUUGAAGACAGUAGUAAACAAGCUAUUCGAAUUCAUGCAUGAGACCCAUGAUGGAGUCCAGGAUAUGGCUUGUGACACAUUUAUUAAAAUAGCUCAAAAAUGCCGUAGGCAUUUUGUUCAGGUUCAAGUUGGAGAAGUAAUGCCGUUCAUUGAUGAGAUUUUAAACAACAUAAAUACUAUAAUUUGUGAUCUUCAGCCUCAGCAGGUUCAUACAUUUUAUGAAGCUGUGGGGUACAUGAUUGGUGCACAGACAGACCAGACAGUUCAAGAGCAUUUGAUAGAAAAAUACAUGCUACUCCCUAAUCAAGUGUGGGACAGUAUAAUUCAGCAGGCUACCAAAAAUGUGGAUAUCCUGAAAGAUCCUGAAACAGUCAAGCAGCUGGGUAGCAUAUUAAAAACAAAUGUGAGAGCCUGCAAAGCUGUUGGUCAUCCCUUUGUAAUUCAGCUUGGCAGAAUUUAUUUAGACAUGCUUAAUGUAUAUAAGUGCCUCAGUGAAAAUAUUUCUGCAGCUAUUCAAGCUAAUGGUGAGAUGGUUACAAAGCAACCAUUGAUUAGAAGUAUGCGGACAGUAAAAAGGGAAACUUUAAAGUUAAUAUCUGGUUGGGUGAGCCGUUCCAAUGAUCCUCAGAUGGUAGCUGAAAACUUUGUUCCUCCUUUGUUGGAUGCAGUUCUUAUUGAUUACCAGAGAAAUGUACCAGCUGCUAGAGAACCAGAAGUGCUUAGUACUAUGGCCAUUAUUGUCAACAAAUUAGGUGGACAUAUAACAGCUGAAAUACCUCAAAUAUUCGAUGCAGUUUUUGAGUGCACAUUGAAUAUGAUAAAUAAGGAUUUUGAAGAGUAUCCAGAACACAGAACAAACUUUUUCUUAUUACUUCAAGCUGUCAAUUCUCACUGUUUCCCAGCAUUCCUAGCUAUUCCACCUGCACAGUUCAAGCUGGUUUUGGAUUCUAUUAUUUGGGCUUUUAAACAUACUAUGAGGAAUGUUGCAGAUACAGGCUUACAGAUACUUUUUACACUUUUACAAAAUGUUGCACAAGAGGAAGCUGCCGCACAGAGUUUUUAUCAAACUUAUUUUUGUGAUAUUCUUCAGCAUAUUUUCUCUGUUGUAACAGACACUUCACAUACUGCAGGUCUAACAAUGCAUGCAUCAAUUCUUGCAUAUAUGUUUAAUUUGGUUGAAGAAGGAAAAAUAAGUACACCACUAAAUCCUGGAAAUCCAGUUAACAACCAAAUGUUUAUUCAAGACUAUGUGGCUAAUCUCCUUAAAUCUGCAUUCCCUCAUCUACAAGAUGCUCAAGUAAAGCUCUUUGUAACAGGACUUUUCAGCUUAAAUCAGGAUAUUCCUGCUUUCAAAGAACACCUAAGGGAUUUCUUAGUUCAAAUAAAGGAGUUUGCAGGUGAAGAUACAUCGGAUCUAUUUUUGGAAGAAAGAGAAACAGCCCUUCGACAGGCUCAGGAGGAGAAACAUAAACUUCAAAUGUCUGUACCUGGGAUUCUUAAUCCACACGAAAUUCCAGAAGAAAUGUGUGAUUAAAAUCUGAAGUCAUGCUAGGCUUUUUUCUCUCUGCAACAUUUGUUCCUGGAAGAAAAGAGCAGAUGGAUUAUUUGUCGACCAAAAUGAUGCCAAUUUGUAAAUUAAAAUGUCACCUAGUGGCCCUUUUUCUUAUGUGUUUUUUGUAUAAGAAAUUUUCUGUGAAAUAUUCUUUCAUUGUUUAAGCUUUUGUUUUGGUCAUCUUUAUUCAGUUUGCAUGAAGUUGAAAAUUACGGCAUUUUUAAGAUAACUUUUACUUCAUGCCCAUUUUGAGGCAAUGCUGUGGGAGGCAGUAAAUUUGAUUUGAAAAUAGACUUGUAAAUUCUAAUACAAAAUUAUAAAUUUUUUCUUGUAAACAAUACAAAUUUUAAUUAGGGAGCAUUUUUUUCUAGCCUGUAUCUUGGCCUAGAAGAAACGUAAUGAGUAAAGCAAUUGCGUCAAGGGGGUUCUAGAGCUGCAUUGUCCGGAGUUGGCACCUCCUGAGCUGAAUUGUCUGUCUCUAGACUACGUGUAUUAAAGUCUGUGUGUCAAGUUUGCAGCAAGAUCAUGUGCAUAUCAUCCCAUUGUAAAGCAACUUCAAAAAUAUGGGAACAGUUAGUUAUUUUUACACAGUUCUUUUUGUUUGUGUGUGUGUGUGUGUGCUGUCGCUUGUCGACAACAGCUUUUUGUUUUCCUCAAUGAGGAGUGUUGCUCAUUUGUGAGCCUUCAUUAACUCAAAGUGAAAUGGUUAAAAAUAUUUAUCCUGUUAGAAUAGGCUGCAUCUUUUUAACAACUCAUUAAAACAACAACAACAACAACGAAAACAAAACUCUGGCUUUUGAGAUGACUUAUACUAAUUUACAUUGUUUACCAAGCUGUAGUGCUUUAAGAACACUACUUAAAAGGCAAAAUAAACUUGGUUUACAUUUAUUUUCCCUUCACUGACUUAAAAUUAUUCCUACUUAAUGAAGGUGAUUUUAAGGAUUGUAAUACUUUAUAUGAAGUUUCGUACUUGUCUUGUUAAAAGGACUCCUACCUGGGAGUGGUGCCUCAUGCUUUUAGCUCAGCACUACAGUCAGAGACUGGAUCUCUUGAGUUGGAGGUUACCUUAGUCUACCUAGUGACUUCCAGUACAGUUAGGGCUACUCUGUCUCCAAAACAAGGGUUCUAAGAUAGUUGGUAGGUUUUAACAGUCAGAGCUUUGUGCCAAAGUCUUAUAAUCCCAUCAGAGUCUGGUGGAUCUCGAGUUUUGUUUUACUUUUGGUUUUUUGAGGGAGUUUCUCUGUGUAGCCCUGGCUGUCCUGGAAGUUGCUAUGUAGACCAGGCUGGCCUCGAACUCAGAAACUGGCUUAUCUCUGGAUUAAAGGCAGGCAUCACCUCUGCCCAGCAGGAUCUCAAGUUUUCUAAGAGAUUGGUACACAUGGUAAAUUUUAGGACAGCCAGGGAUAUGUAGGGAGGUCUUGUCUCAAAAAACUAACAAAAAAAAGAUAACAGCCUUGAUCUUGAUAACAGCUUGAGUCACUGUGGGGUUUAGGGAACAUCUUUUUGUGCAGCUCUAGUUAGUGGCUGUGUAAGUAGAUUAGCUUUGGAAGGAGUACAGGCAUACUCUUCAUCCUCGCAACUGGCACCUGAGGCUGUAGGCUUAGAGUUUUCAAGGGUACCUUGGUCACUUGAGUCCCAAUGGAAAUAAGUGUUAGCCAAACAGUGGCCCUAGAAAGAAAGAUGUUUAUAGUGGUGCGUGUAACUAGUUAAUGUGUUGUCUUAGAGUCUCUGCUUGACAACAAAACUGUUAGGCUAAUAUGACCAGGAUGGCAAGAAAAAAAAGGCUCACUUAUAUUUGAAUUGAGAUGUGGAGUUAGUGUGUACAGUGUGACAAGGGGUUGUAGUUAUGGUUGUAAGCCUGCAUCAAGGAGACAGCCUAGCUAAUUUGGUAGAGGUUAUCUUCUUGGGGGUUGUGGGGGGUAGGUAGUCCACUUACUCAGCAUAUCAGGUAUUCAAGGAUUCAAAGAUCAGGUAGGCCAGGGAAAGCAAGAAAGACCCUGAAUUCCCUUGCCAGUCUUGGAAAAGAGAGCUGGAACUGUGCUUAAUGAUGGAUAUCAUUUGAGUAAAUUUUAGAAUACAAUAAAAUGUCUAAGCACACUUAAUAAAGUGCUUAAAUUACAGUGUA